Gopherus evgoodei (Goodes thornscrub tortoise) is the source of this 2702-nucleotide messenger RNA. It is a transcript of the gene ALG9, whose product is annotated as ALG9 alpha-1,2-mannosyltransferase. Gene Ontology annotation, biological process: protein N-linked glycosylation. Gene Ontology annotation, cellular component: endoplasmic reticulum membrane. The transcript is spliced from 16 exons. The record is from RefSeq and is a predicted model, not a curated record. Gene Ontology annotation, molecular function: alpha-1,2-mannosyltransferase activity. Bases 179 to 2008 code for a protein of 609 amino acids. Lineage: Eukaryota; Metazoa; Chordata; Testudines; Testudinidae.
CCCAGCCGCCCUCCCUGGGCAGGGGAACCCGGCCCGGGAAUCCAGCACCUGAGGCUGGUGCAGAGUGGACACCUUACCACCUGGCGAGUGAGCUGCUUGUAGACGGCACGCGCCAGCCUGAUAAAGAAAUCAUGAAGGGAUCCCUGCAAUGGUGGUGUAGCCCUGCUGGUCGCAGGAUAUGAGGGAGACAGGUUGGGGGAGGCCAUCCGGGAACAAGGCAGGUCAGGUCUGGGCACCUGAAGGAUCCACAGCUUUCAAGUGUCUAAUCUCAGCUCGGUUCUGCGCUGCCCUCUUGAGUAACAUCUCAGAUUGUGAUGAGACUUUUAACUACUGGGAACCGAUGCACUACCUCAUCUAUGGGAAAGGGUUCCAGACAUGGGAAUACUCUCCAGUCUAUGCCAUUCGCUCCUAUGCUUACCUGUGGCUUCAUGCCUUGCCAGCCUUAUUCCAUGUUAGAGUUCUACGGACAAAUAAGGUUCUCGUCUUUUAUUUCCUGCGAUGUCUCUUGGCCUUCUUGAGUUGCAUUUGUGAGCUUUACUUUUAUAAGGCCGUGUGUAAGAGGUUUGGGCUGCAUGUGAGCCGGCUGAUGUUGGCCUUCUUAGUUCUCAGCACUGGGAUGUUUUGCUCCGCUGCAGCCUUCCUCCCCAGCAGUUUCUGUAUGUACACCACAGUGGUUGCCAUGACGGGCUGGUAUAUGGAUAAGACCUCAAUAGCCGUGCUGGGCGUGGCAGCUGGAGCCAUCGUGGGCUGGCCUUUCAGUGCAGCUCUUGGGCUACCUAUUGCCGUUGACUUGCUGAUAAUAAAGCGGAGGUGGAAGAGCUUCGUGAACUGGUGUCUGGUGGCCCUGAUCCUAUUUUUGGUUCCCCUUGUGAUUGUUGACAGCUAUUACUAUGGGAAGCUGGUAAUCACUCCUCUCAACAUUGUUUUAUACAAUGUCUUCACACCUCACGGACCCGAUCUUUACGGUACUGAGCCCUGGUCCUUCUAUUUUAUUAAUGGUUUCCUGAACUUCAAUGUGGCGUUUGCUUUGGCCCUGCUUGCCCUGCCGCUGACCUCCCUCAUGGAAUGUCUGCUACAGAAAUUUCAUGUUAUAGGCUUGUUAUCCAGAUCCUGCUUCUCCUUCUUUUGGGCUCUGGCUUCCCUGCGUUCUGGGACCUUUAGGGCAUCUGAAGCCUACAGAAAUCCACUAAUCCAGAAUCUGGGUCGCCCAUAUUGGCUUACGCUAGCUCCUAUGUACAUCUGGAUCCUGAUUUUCUUCAGCCAACCCCACAAAGAGGAGAGGUUUCUGUUUCCCAUAUAUCCUCUCAUCUGUCUCUGUGGAGCUGUGGCUCUCUCUUCCCUACAGAAAUGUUACCACUUCGCAUUCCAGCGUUACCGCUUGGAGCACUACACAGUCUCCUCCAACUGGCUGGCUCUGGGGACAGUUUUUCUCUUUGGACUCUUGUCACUCUCGCGCUCCGUGGCUUUAUUCAAAGGCUACCAUGGGCCUCUGGACCUGUAUCCAGAAUUUCGUAGGAUUGCCACUGAUCCGACUAUUCACACAGUGCCAGAGGGGAGGCCAGUUAAUGUCUGUGUGGGGAAGGAGUGGUACCGAUUUCCGAGCAGCUUUCUCCUGCCAGAUAAUUGGCAGCUCCAGUUCAUCCCAUCAGAGUUCAGGGGCCAGUUACCGAAACCAUUUGCCAAGGGACCAAUGGCCACACGGAGCAUUCCUGCAGACAUGAAUGACCAAAACAGGGAAGAGCCAUCCAGAUAUAUUGACAUUUCCAAAUGCCAUUACCUGGUGGAUUUAGAUAGAGUGAUUGAAACAUCAAGAGAGCCGAGAUACUCCGCCAACAAAGAAGAAUGGGUCAGCAUUGCCUACAAACCAUUCCUGGAUACUUCCAGGUCUUCAAAGCUGCUGCGUGCUUUCUAUGUCCCUUUCCUGUCUGAGCUGCAUACGUCAUAUGCAAACUACACCAUCCUUAAACCCCGGAAGUCAAAGCAAGCCAGGAAAAAAACAGGAGGUUAGCAACACACCUGCGGACCAAAAAGGAUCAACCAGUGUUGUCAGCCAGCUGCUUAAACCUUCCUAGAAAAAAAAAUGCUUGUUAAGAUUCACUAAUAAAGGUUUCCCACCCAGUGAUUUCAUUCUGCAAGCCUCCAGCUGUAAAGAGUAUAUCAUCUGCUCUCAGUUCUGUUAGUCGCUGCUCUGCCUGUGCAGCUCAUUUCCAGAACGUAUUGGUAAGAAACAGUUUGAAAAUUCAGCAGCUGCCUACGAAUAUAUUAUCCCCGUUGCUCCCUGCAUUAUUAUUUAUUAGACUAGAGAAGAGCAAAACUAAAUAACAAGAAAUGACUAUGUUAGACUGUGCUCCAGGAUACUGCCUGGCACCAGGAAAAUUCAGAGCCCCUCUCUCAGUAUUCCUCAUCUGCUAAAUAGCUGCUUGCCUACUCCUAGGAAACAUUAUUUGCAGAUAACAGCAUUUGAAAGAAACCCAAAAAACCAGCAGUACAGCAGAGACAAUGACUCUCUGAAAUGCUGAGAAUAUCAGCAAACAAGACAGUCCAUACCAUAGAGAAAAAUCCCUGGGAUGACCCUGUCCAGGAGAUACUUUCCAAGGAGAAACAUGCACUUUCAAACAAACUGUGAUUUUUGUUAGUUAUCUGUUUUAAUGGCAUGUUAUUUCAUUUGCCUUGAGUUCUGUAAAGACAGGGGCUUCAUUUAA